Momordica charantia (bitter melon) is the source of this 1878-nucleotide messenger RNA. RefSeq lists its product as hypothetical. NCBI's taxonomy places the organism in Eukaryota, Viridiplantae, Streptophyta, Magnoliopsida, Cucurbitales, Cucurbitaceae. The record is from RefSeq and is a predicted model, not a curated record.
CAGCCUUCAUCUUCUUCCUCUUUCUUCUGGUCUUCAGAGCUUGACAUUAAUGGGGAAUAAAAGCUCCAAAAAGAGCCAGGCUUUGCCCAUUGAAACUUCCUUCAAGUUUCCUUCUCCUCUUCCAGCUUUUCCACCAGGCGAAAGCGGCUUCGCCGGCGGGCUAAUCGACCUCGGCGGCGGACUGAAAAUCCGCCGAAUUUCAUCCUUCAACAAAAUCUGGACCACCCACAACGGCGGUCCGGACGAUCUCGGAGCCACAUUUUUCGAGCCGUCUCCUCUUCCCCAAGGCUUCUCCGUUCUCGGCCACUACUGCCAGCCCAACAACAAACCCCUCUUCGGCUGGGUCCUCGCCGGAAGAGACGACACUCCCGCCGGCGCCGUUCUCAGGAAGCCCGUCGACUACGUCCUCGUCUGGAGCAGCGAAAAAUCGAACAUCAAACGAGACACCGACGGCUACAUCUGGUCGCCGAUUCCUCCCGACGGUUACAAAUCCGUCGGUCACAUCGUCACCACGUCGCCGGAGAAGCCCUCCGUCGACAGAAUCCGAUGCGUCCGUACAGAUCUCACAGAGCAAUCCGAGAAAGAGAGCUGGAUUUGGGGGCCGGCGAAAUCAAUCGACGAAAAUGGGUUUAAUGUGUUCAGUUUCAGACCCACAAACAGAGGAAUCACGGCGCCGGGGGUUUCAGUCGGGACGUUCGCCGCCGUGCCGGCGGUGAAUUCCCCUCUGCCGUUGCUCUGUCUGAAAAACUUGGCUUCGAUUUCUGCAGCGAUGCCGGACAUUUCUCAGGUGGCUGCUCUGUUUGGAGCUUAUUCUCCGUUGAUUUACUUUCACCCGAAGGAGAAAUUUCUCCCGUCGUCGGCGAAUUGGUUUUUCUCCAACGGCGCUCUGCUUUACAAUAAAUCCGACGAAUCGAAGCCGGUUUCGAUUGAUGAAAAUGGGGCGAACCUCCCUCAGGGCGGCGGAAACGACGGCGUUUUCUGGCUGGACCUCCCCGUGGACGGCGGCGCAAAGGAAAGAGUGAAAAAAGGGGAUUUACAGAGCUGCCAAGUUUAUCUACACAUAAAGCCGAUGCUCGGAGGGACUUUCACCGACGUCGCGAUAUGGUUUUUUUUCCCGUUCAACGGGCCGGCGACGGCGAAGGUCGGGAUAAUCGAUAUUCCGUUCAGGAAGAUCGGGGAACACGUCGGCGAUUGGGAACAUAUUACGUUGCGGAUAAGCAAUUUCAACGGCGAGCUGUGGCGGGUUUAUUUUGCCCAACAUAGUAAAGGCGAGUGGGUUGACGCGCCGGCGCUCGAGUUUGAAAACGGCAACAAAGUGGUGGCGUACUCGUCGUUGAAUGGCCAUGCCUCCUACUCAAAGGCCGGACUGGUAAUGCAGGGCGGGGCAGAGAUCGGGCUUAAGAACGAGACGAAAAAGAGCGGGAUGGUGCUGGACACGGGAGCGAACUUCUCGGAGAUUGCGGCGGAGUAUUUGGGGGCGGCAGUUGCAGAGCCGCCGUGGGUGAACUACUUCCGGCAAUGGGGUCCGAAGAUCGAGUACCGGAUCGCGGAGGAGAUGGAGAAGCUGGAGAAGUUGCUGCCGGGGAGGCUUAAAGAAGCUUUUAAGGAUUUUAUGAACCGAUUACCGGAUGAAAUUCUUGGACAAGAAGGACCCGCCGGACCCAAAUUGAAGGAUACUUGGAAUGGAGAUGAACGCUCUUAAAAUUUCAAAAACCUUCUCCCUUCUCAAAUCUCAUCCAUGCCUGCCAAACUUCCAUCUUUCUCCUCUAAAUCUGUUUGAUUCAAUCACGCAUUGCCAAAUGGAAAAUCAAACGACAACUAUAUUUAAAUUUCAAUGUAUUCCAUUUGAAUUUUGCAAUGUAAUUCAUUUGCUAUCAA